Dalotia coriaria is the source of this 2998-nucleotide messenger RNA. Its product is annotated as nuclear valosin-containing protein-like. The transcript has 8 exons. Gene Ontology annotation, molecular function: RNA binding; preribosome binding; ATP binding. The record is from RefSeq and is a predicted model, not a curated record. The coding region runs from base 213 to 2912 and encodes 899 amino acids. Gene Ontology annotation, cellular component: nucleus. Lineage: Eukaryota; Metazoa; Arthropoda; Insecta; Coleoptera; Staphylinidae. Gene Ontology annotation, biological process: ribosome biogenesis.
CUGGCCCGAACAUACGAAUAGUUUGAGGUUACAUUCAUGUUAUUAAUCGUCUCUGAAAGCAUCGCAGUGUGCUUAUGUUUACAUCCAAAUCAUUUGUUUUGUAAACCGCAUCGUGAAUAUAAAAUCGAAGAUUGCUUGCGACUCCCGAGAAGUUGCACGAUCUUCUGGACGGCGCCGACUUUGAAACGGGUGGCAUAAAUACUAUCGAGGAUAUGAAUUUCUCCCGAGGGACGUACAAUUCAGACCCGCAUCUUAUCCCACGCAUCCAAAAGUAUCUGGAAAAUGCGGAGAAUGUGGAUAUCUACACAAUGUCUGAUGAUCUACAAAAAUUAUACCCUAAAGAUUAUGGUAGGCGUAAGAGGAACGCUUUCCGUUCACUUGUAAAGAAAGGAUUUGCAUUGAUUACACAAACACAAGGGAGUGAAAAUUCAGAUAGCUCAGAUCUCAGUCAAGAAAGCCAUGAUGAACAAUUGAAUUCUUCUAAUUCUACAUUACAUAACCAACUGCUUGAGAUGUAUGGAAGAAGACCUCAACAUGCAAAUGAAAAUGAACCAAUAGAUAUUUCAAGUGAUGAAUCUGAGCCCCCAGCAAAAAAAUCCAAUGGUGCCUCUUCCUCUGACCCGAAUCAAAUACCAAUACAACUGCAGGUUCCACGCAAUUUUAUUAAUCACAACAAUCUCAAAGAGCUGUCAGUAACUAAAAUCAACACUGAUAAUACUAACAGAACGCCGCAUAGUGUCAGUCGUAAGCGUAAAAUGAGCAAUUUCCAUGCUAACACUCCCGGAGCGGUGACACCCGCCGCGCCGUCAUCACCUGCACAGGUAAAACACAUUUCUAGGAAGCAACGCGGUCAACCCGCGGAUUUGCAAAUGUCCACAAUGACGUUCAAAGACAUCGGCGGAUUGGAGAAGGUGCUGGAAAAUGUGUGCCAACUCCUGGUACACAUUAAACACCCUGAGGUGUAUAGACAGAUCGGCAUCUCGCCACCCCGUGGCUUCCUCCUGCAUGGUCCGCCCGGUUGCGGUAAAACUCUUCUUGCAAACUGCAUCGCAGGCGAGUUACAAGUGCCUUUGCUGAAAGUUUCUGCGCCUGAGUUGGUCGCAGGAGUGUCUGGCGAGAGCGAGGAGCGUAUCAGAGAGAUGUUUGAGCGGGCCGUGGUUGCCUCUCCUUGUAUUUUGUUCAUCGAUGAGAUCGAUGCCAUCACCCCGAACCGACAGUUCGCACAGAAGGAUAUGGAACGACGAAUUGUCGCGCAAUUACUCACAUGCAUGGAUGAUGUGGGCAAAACCGAGAACGGCGAUCAGGUCCUCGUGAUUGGCGCGACAAAUCGUCCCGAUAGUUUAGAUCCCGCUUUGCGACGUGCGGGCCGUUUUGAUCGCGAGGUGUGCCUUGGCAUACCCGACACCAAGGCCCGCUUGAACAUCCUGAAAGUUUUAACAGUCAAUCUUCGCCUUGAUGAUGACUUUGAUUUCGAAACGCUGGCGAAGUACACGCCUGGGUUUGUUGGAGCUGAUUUAAUGGCACUCACCAGAGAGGCCGCCAUGGUGGCUGUAAAUAGAGUUUUCGGGGAGAUUAAGGAGAAAAAACGGUUGGAGAAUGCGAUCGUCGAAGAAACUGCACGCGCGUCCAAACCUGCAAAGAAAGUCGAGGAAGUGAAGGCAUGCGAGACUGAAAUCAUUGUUGACGAAGGUGGGGAUGAUCUCACUCCGGUGGUGGUAAAGGAUAAGAUUGAAGGAGAUCUGGAGAAUGCUGUUGUCGUGAUCGAUGAUGAAGUGGCCCACAAAAUCAGCGCGCAAGGAGGAGGAGAUGCGGAAGUUCUGCCUAGCAAUGGCGAGAAGCCACAGACACCAGAAACUCAAGAAGUGGAAAUGAAACGGGAACCUACGCAGCUAGAAGAGAUGAUUUCAUGGUUGCAUAAUGAUGCACCAUUGAAUGCCGCACAGUUAGGCGCUCUAUACAUUACCGAUAUGGACUUUGCCAAAGCCUUGAAGUUUGUACAGCCAUCAGCGAAGAGGGAGGGUUUUGCAACCGUUCCGGACGUUACCUGGGAUGAUGUUGGCUCCCUGCGAGACAUUCGUGAAGAGUUACAGUUGUCUAUUCUGGCACCUGUAAGACACGCGGAGCAGUUUAACUUAUUGGGACUGUCUACUCCAACUGGCGUGCUUCUUUGUGGACCGCCUGGUUGUGGCAAAACUUUGUUAGCCAAAGCUAUUGCGAAUGAAGCUGGAAUUAAUUUUAUCUCUGUGAAGGGCCCAGAACUUCUAAACAUGUAUGUUGGUGAAAGCGAACGCGCAGUGCGCGUGUGCUUUGAACGGGCUCGAAAUUCCGCUCCCUGUGUGAUAUUCUUCGAUGAAUUAGAUGCACUCUGUCCGAAGAGGAAUGACUCUAGAGAAGGCGGAUCCACAAUGCGCGUAGUUAACCAAAUGCUUACCGAAAUGGAUGGUGUUGAAACUCGACAUGGUGUGUAUCUGCUUGCUGCCUCCAAUCGACCAGAUAUCAUUGAUCCCGCCGUUUUGCGUCCUGGAAGACUGGAUAAGAUUUUAUAUGUUGGAUUGCCCACCGCUCAGGAUCGUGUGGAUAUUCUGCGAACAAUAACAAAGAAUGGCACUCGUCCACUUCUGGCUGACGAUGUGGAUCUUGAGUUAAUCGGUACUUCCGCUGAAUGCGAAGGAUAUACUGGAGCUGAUUUAGCUGCACUUGUUCGCGAAGCCGCUGUCCGCGCGCUGCGCGAAGUGAUUCUCGAUGGUGAAAUUGCGCACGGCAAGCCGGUUAUCAUCACGACCGAACAUUUCAAACAUGCGGUGGUGAAAAUCCGACCAUCAGUUUCCGAAAAAGACCGCCAACACUAUGCCAAGUUGAAGAAGGCUUACUCGGCGCGUCAACCCGACGUCGAGGAGAUGGAGUACUCUUAAAUUACAAUUUACUCGUUUUGUUUCUAUUGUUUAACUAAUUUUCGGAUUUUUCGCAAAUUGGAUCAAAAUAAAGAAUUCAAAUUAGA